AUGUUGAGGAAGGGAGUUACGCCUGGAGCUGUGACUUACAAUACUAUACUGCAAGGUUUAUUUCAGACAGGGAGAUUUUCUGAAGCAAAGGAACUCUACCUCAAUAUGAUUAAAAGUGAAAAACAGUGGGGCAUUUACACAUACAACAUAAUUCUAAAUGGGCUUUGCAAAAAUAAUUGUGUUGAUGAAGCAUUCAUAAUGUUCCAGUGUCUGUGUUCUAAGGAUCUUCGACCUAACAUUAUUACUUUCACCAUUAUGAUUGAUGCUUUAUUCAAAGGCGGCAGAAAGAAAGAUGCCAUGGAUUUGUUCGCUGCUAUCCCUGCCCAUGGUUUAGUUCCGAAUGUGGUGACCUAUCGGUUAAUGAUGGAAAAUCUCAUACAAGAGGGGCUGCUAGAUGAGUUUGAGAAUCUGUUUUUGGCAAUGGAAAAGAGUGGAUGCCUUCCAAACUCACGCAUGCUAAAUGCUAUAGUUAGGAGGCUGUUGCGUGGAGGCGAGAUAGUGAGGGCUGGGGCUUACCUCUCCAAAAUUGAUGAAAUGAACUUCUCACUUGAGGCUUCCACUACAUCCUUGCUAAUAUCACUUUUCUCGAGAGAGGAAUAUAAGAACCUUGCAAAGUCCCUACCUGAAAAGUACCAUUUUCUUGAGGAGGUCAACAAGUGA
Miscanthus lutarioriparius is the source of this 660-nucleotide messenger RNA. The record is from the annotation of a GenBank genome assembly. NCBI's taxonomy places the organism in Eukaryota, Viridiplantae, Streptophyta, Magnoliopsida, Poales, Poaceae.